Galendromus occidentalis (western predatory mite) is the source of this 1162-nucleotide messenger RNA. RefSeq names its product galactosylceramide sulfotransferase. Gene Ontology annotation, biological process: glycolipid biosynthetic process. Gene Ontology annotation, cellular component: membrane. The transcript has 8 exons. The record is from RefSeq and is a predicted model, not a curated record. Bases 81 to 1136 code for a protein of 351 amino acids. Gene Ontology annotation, molecular function: galactosylceramide sulfotransferase activity. Lineage: Eukaryota; Metazoa; Arthropoda; Arachnida; Mesostigmata; Phytoseiidae.
GCUUCGUCGCCGCGAUAUGCUUCCUGUUCAGCGCCAGUUACACCACACCGAUCCUCGGAGACACCGAGGCGGCAAUCCUCAUGAAUACAAGCGACUCCGCUUCGUAUGCGUGCAAGAAGAGAGAACAUAUUUACUUCAUGAAAACGCACAAAUGUGCCAGCUCCUCCGUGCAGAACGUUUUUUUCCGAUACGGUGAUAAGCACAACUUGACGUUUGUUCUCCCGCCCGGUGGCACGAACUACUUCGGUCAUCCGAAAUAUUUCAAUCGAGCCAUGCUUCCAACUACUGUGCGGCCCGUGACAUACAGCAUUUUCGCGCUACACACCCGCUUCCAGAGAACUGAGGUGCGAAAGGUGAUGCCGUCGGACACCGUUUACAUCACCAUUCUUAGGGACCCAGUGGCCUUGUUCGCUUCUAUGUUCUCAUACUACGACAUGAAACGCAUGUACAGACUAUCUCUCGUGAAUUUGGUUCGAGAACACCCAGAGCCGCUGGAUCCUAUUUAUCGAGAACGGAAAUUUUCAAAGUUUGGCCUAAAUCAAAUGGCCUUCGACCUUGGUCUUCCGCCUUCGCAAUUUCGAAACGCCGAUAUCGUCGAUCGAUUUAUCAAACGUCUCGAAGAAACAUUCGAUCUUGUGCUGAUCGCUGAGCGCAUGCCCGAAUCCCUCGUUCUCCUCAGAUAUUUGCUUUGUUGGGACGUCGAUGACGUGAUCCUGUUCAAGAAAAAUGCCCGAUCCACCAGCUACAAGAAAAUCGAGCAACAACUCACUUCACAGGACGCGGAUACCCUCAAGAGGCUCAACGAAGCCGAUCAGAGGAUCUACGAUCACUUCAACAAAGUUCUAAGCGAAAAAUUGGAGCUGUUCGGACUCGAUCGAGUUGCUGAAGAAAAAGCGCUUAUCGAUGAGAGAACGAAAUUCUGGUACAACGAGUGCGUCGAUACCGUCAGGAACGUUGACCAAGAGACAGCGAAGAAGAAAAAAAUAUAUUCGAAUCAAGUGAUGUACUUCGAGGAGCGCAAGGGCGCAGAUCCUGAGUGUCAGCGCUUCCUCAGGGAAGAACUCGCUUACGCAGCUUAUUUGCGAGAGCGACAGAGGAAUCUAUAUUUCAACGCCUCGUCUUCAACGAGGCAUUGACGAUUCAUUCGCACGACAGAAAAAUU